GGAUGACUAACAUGAUAGCAAUUAGACGGAAGGACUUCCGGCCGUUGAAUUACUAUCAAAAGAGGGCCUGAUCUCAUAAAAGUUGUAUGUGUUGAAAUCUCUUGUCGUCUCAGUUUUUAAAACCAUGAUUGGCACAAGGAUUGCCCGUAUAGGCGGCUCUCUUAUCCAAAGGGGCCCCUGGGGUGUGCAGCUGCGCGCCUUGUCAGUCACAAGUCUAGCAAAAGCCGACUCGCAACGGUCUGCACUGUCGACAAUAUGGGUGCCAACCGGGGGUAUCACUGCUAAUGAAGAUGAGUGUGAGUUUGUUUUGUUUCCAUUGAAUCUCUUAUGAGCUCAUUAAAUUUUAGUCGGCCAUGGAAAACUCAUUCGCGGUGGUUUCCUCCGCCAGGCUCACUCUGGAAUUUUUCAGCUUCUUCCCCUGGGGCUUCGUGUUCAGGAUAAGAUAGAAAAGUUGAUCGAUAAACAUAUGCGCUCAGUUGGUGCAUCAAGAUUAUCCCUGUCAACUAUUUCAUCAGAAGAACUGUGGCGAAAGAGUGAUCGUCUUGAAUCUGUUGCGCCGGAGCUUUUUCGACUCAAAGAUCGUAAAGAGACUCCGCUGAUAUUGUCGCCCACACAUGAGGAGGAGAUCACCAUGCUUGUCGCCGGAAUCGUCAAUUCAUACAAGGACCUUCCAAUUCGACUCUACCAGAUCACCCGAAAAUACCGCGAUGAGCGUCGCCCUCGCCACGGUCUUCUACGCUCACGGGAGUUCCUCAUGAAGGAUCUCUACACUUUCGAUCUCACAACACUUGAAGCUGUGGAGACCUAUCGUCAGGUGUCUGCAGCAUACCGCGCCUUCUUUGAUGAGCUAAAACUCCCAUAUCUUGUGGCCGAGGCAAGCUCUGGUGAUAUGGGCGGUGACCUAAGCCAUGAAUAUCACUUGCCAAGUUCUGUUGGAGAAGAUACCGUGAUAAAUUGUGACUCUUGUGGCUAUACUGCUAACGACGAAGUCGCUGCUCUCCGACCCCCCUCUACGGCAUAUGAUGGUUCGGAGAGCCCUCCGGCGUCUCACUUCCGUGUUUGGCGAGGUAUUUCCAAGGACAGAAAAGCCUUGAUCAAUGCGUGGUAUCCUCGAUCAUCGGGGGCCUCUGCAGAAAGCGGUCUCAACCUUCAUGCCGUCAAAUCAGCUGUCCCUGAGCUGGACGCCACCAUUGAGGAUCCUUUGCCACUUUGGGGAGCAUCAUUGGAGAGCGGAACGACAAAAGUGAUCAAUGUUGUUGAUGGAAGACUUGUACCGGUGUUUGAAAGUGUUCGCGAUCAGUUACCGUUGUUACCCGAAGAUCUUCAACCAUACCAAGUUGAGUAUUCAACAAUUGACAGCACAGCCUCUGGUGGCGGGCUGAAUUUGGCACGUAUCACUGAUGGCGAUGCCUGCCCUCGAUGUGAGGAGGGCGCAUUAAAAAUCCAUCGUGCUUUAGAGUGCGGCCACACAUUCCAACUUGGAACUCGCUACUCAGUACCACUCGAUGCCUGUGUCACUAUACCACGCUCGGGGAUUCCGGCGGCAGCUGCGGAAGAGGGACUGAUUCCAGGGAGUCGUAUUCCUCUUCAAAUGGGCUGUCAUGGCGUUGGCGUUUCGAGAAUCUUUGGUGCUGUUGCUGAGAUUCUCGCGGACGAGCAAGGACUGAAUUGGCCCCGAGCCAUUGCGCCGUUUGAGGUUGCGAUCAUACCUGCACCAGACUUAGCCGAAGACUCUCUGAGAAUUUACGACUUACUUGCCGCGGGCGACAAUUCGCGUAAUGGCUUGGACGUUGUUCUCGAUGAUCGCCAGCGAUCAUUUGUCUGGAAGAUGAAAGAUGCCGAUAUGGUAGGCUUUCCUGUCUUGGUUAUCAUGGGAAGAUCUUACAAAGAAAAUGGCACUUGCGAAGUUCAAUGCAGACGACUUUCGAUCAAGGAAACUGUAAAGCUUGACGCUCUGCCAGAAUUCAUCUCAAAUUUGUUGGAUCAGCUGUAAGGGAUGGAUCCGGAUUAUUAUAACAUAACUACUACAUUCGAGGCGAAUGUAUAAUAAACAAAGCAAAGUUCAUAGCAACAGAGGUCGACAAAAUUAGACAAGUUAAAAGAGAAAAGAAAGAAAUUAUUCACCUCUUAAAUUAGAAAAUGUAGUAUCUUGGGCAAAACAAGAGAAGGCCACUAAUUACUUGGAUUAUAAUGCAGCUA
This is a messenger RNA of Fusarium odoratissimum NRRL 54006, 2199 nucleotides long. RefSeq names its product prolyl-tRNA synthetase. NCBI's taxonomy places the organism in Eukaryota, Fungi, Ascomycota, Sordariomycetes, Hypocreales, Nectriaceae. The transcript is spliced from 5 exons. Gene Ontology annotation, cellular component: mitochondrion; cytoplasm. The coding region runs from base 467 to 1993 and encodes 508 amino acids. Gene Ontology annotation, molecular function: ATP binding; proline-tRNA ligase activity. The record is from RefSeq and is a predicted model, not a curated record. Gene Ontology annotation, biological process: prolyl-tRNA aminoacylation.